AAACGAGUAAGAAAAAACUCAAAAAGGGUAGCGAGAGGAGCAGAGCAGUUUCCGUUAUCCAUUCUCUCUCUUCACCAAUACAUUUUUCCAUCAGAUAUUUUUUUAAUUUUCUUCGUCGUCAAAAAAUAAAAUCGGAAAUUAGGGUUUUUGAUUUCAAUCAAAUUCGAGGUUUAUCUUCAACCAUGGUGUCUGAUUCAAUCAUCAAUGCAUCGAUUCCCAAUGUUUCUAAGGAUUUCGGCAAGAAGAAGAGGGCGAAUAGGUCGGCGAAAUUGAAGCAGUGUAAGCUUGAUGCUCGCCGUGAACAGUGGCUUUCGCAAGUUAAGAAUAAGAAUUGCAAGGAGGAAAUGAAUGUUCCUGUUGUUGUUUCAUCUGGUGGUGGUGGUGGUGGUCAAUUCAAUGGGCCGGUGAUUGAAACUCGAAAGAAGGUGGCCAAAUGCUGUAAUGAUUUAAAAGUGCAAAGCCCGAGAGUGGAGGAGAUCAACCACCAUGACAGUGACUCUGAAUCGUCCCCGUCAAAUAGCCCGACAAGUAGCAUUUCUAGGGAGAAUGAUUCAGGGACUACUUAUACUGGUAGCAGCAGCAGCAGUACUUCUAGCUUCAGUAGCCGUGGUGGGUGCUUUUCGGGGAGCAUUUCAGAAGAAGAGGAUGGUAAUGGUGAUGAGGAUGAGGAUGAUGGGUGUUUGGAUGAUUGGGAGGCUGCUGCAGAUGCUUUGGUAGGUGCUCCCGAUGCUAAUCAGGGUCAUUAUCAGAAUGCUAAUCUUUUCCCUGAGCGAGAAACCACAGUUGGGUUGAGUUCUGGAGCUCAGCAUCCCAGCUGUGAGAAUGUGGAUGCCCAAGUGGAGAUAUUGAAGAGCGACAGGGUUGGAAUUUUGGGCAGGGGUAGCGAGAAUGGCAGAGCUUGGAGGCCGGAUGAUGCUUUUAGGCCUCAGAGUUUACCUAAUUUGGAGAAACAGCGGAGUUUUCCAUCUGGUGCAGAGAGGCUUCAAGGGUUUACAAACCCUUGGGGUCGUAAUACGACUCCUCGUGUGCCUACAUCGUGCCCUAUAUGCUGUGAGGAUUUGGACUUGACAGACUCAAGUUUUCUCCCUUGUCCUUGCGGGUUCCAUUUGUGCCUUUUUUGUCACAAGCGGAUCCUUGAGGCGGAUGCCCGUUGUCCUGGAUGCAGGAAGGAGUAUGCUUCAGAACCACUAGAGAAGGAGGCCAGUGUGUCCGGUGGUAGUCUAACAAUUCGUUUGGCUCGCUCUUGUAGCAUGUCAUGUUCAAGGGUUUAGGAGAUGAAGUUGUCUUUUUCUUUUUGGGCUCAGCUUAUGUAUGGUGGAACUCUCUCAGUUUUUACUUUGUGAUGUCUAUCAGUGUUUUGUUCUUCUAGCCUGAUUCUAGUUCGUAGAUGUGGGUAUAAAAGCUUGUGGUUUUAAGCACCGAGUUAUUGAGCUGGCUUGAAUAUAGAGAGUUUGGUCCUAAUCUGUGUGGUGCUUUUGCUGAUUGUAGAGGAAAUGGAUGCUAGUAUGUGAAUAGAUAAGUGGGUACAGAAAUUGAAUACAUUAAAGUUCAUUACAAUCUUGUCUAUUCUCUA
Molecule: messenger RNA, 1573 nt
Organism: Spinacia oleracea (spinach)
Lineage: Eukaryota; Viridiplantae; Streptophyta; Magnoliopsida; Caryophyllales; Amaranthaceae
Exons: 3
Coding region: 183-1271 (362 amino acids)
Biological process (GO): protein ubiquitination
Cellular component (GO): CCR4-NOT complex
Molecular function (GO): ubiquitin-protein transferase activity
Source: RefSeq, a predicted model, not a curated record